UUGAGACAGAAGAAGAUCGAUGACGUAGAGGAAGUAGAAGAUUGAAAUUUUUCGUCCAUGGAGCUGCUCAGGCUAUGCUGGUGAGAAGCGAACAAGUUCUCGACAUUUUCCGUUAAUUUAGACAAACAAGGUCCUGCUGCGGAUCCGGUACCGCUCGGCUCACAACCCAGUUCUUAUCUUCUAUCAGGUGCCAAAAUGAAGAUAUGGAACUCAAAUCAGGACAAAAGUUAAGACAGACAUUAGAAUUACGUGCCAGGAGUUGGAGGGAGAAGAUUUUCCGAUAUAAAACAGUUGUACAGGUCAGGUUACUUCUGAUUCUUUUGUCUGACCAAAGAAUAUGAAAAACUGCCAUGAACUUUGGUCUCGCAUCCACUCAUUGCUGGAUCUGAAGGUUACAGAAGAUAUUUAAAGCUAAGCCACAUUUUGAUCGGAUUUCACUCACAAUGAAGCCUAAGAAGACACCUAGCAAGGCUAAGAAGACACCUAACAAGGCUAAGAAGACACCUAGCAAGGCGAAGCUGCAGCAGGAAGCCAUCUCCUGCUCAAUAUGUCUGGAUCCACUGAAAAGUCCAGUAACUAUCGCCUGUGGACACAGCUACUGUAUGAGCUGCAUAAAUGUCCACUGGGAUAGAGAAGAUCACUACAAAGUCUAUACCUGUCCUCAGUGCAGACAGAGCUUUACCCCAAGGCCUGUCCUCGUAAAAAGCACAGCGUUGGCUGAUUUAGUGGAACAGCUGCAGCUGAAGGAUAUUGGACUCAACAAAACUGUAGCUGAUCACUGCUAUGCUGGACCUGAAGAUGUGGUCUGUGAUGUCUGCACUGGGAGGAAGUUGAAAGCUGUCAAGUCCUGCUUAACGUGUCCAGCUUCUUACUGUGAGAAUCACCUCCAACCUCACCAUGAUGCUCCACCAUUAAAAAAGCACAAACUGGUGAAUCCUUCCAAGAAUCUCCAGGAGAACAUCUGCUCUCGUCAUGAUGAGAUGAUGAAGAUCUUCUGUCGUACUGAUCAGCAGUGUAUCUGUUACCUCUGCUUAAUGGAUGGACAUAAAGACCAUGAAACAGUCCCAGCUGCAGCAGAGAGAGCUGAGAAGCAUAAGAAGCUCCAGGAGAGUCGACAACAAAUCCAUCAGAGAAUCCAGGACCAAGAGAAAGAUGUGAAGCUGCUUCAACAGGAGGUGGAGGCCAUCAAUGUCUCUGCUGAUAAAGCAGUGGAGGACAGUGAGAAGAUCUUCACUGAGCUGAUCCGUCUCCUCCAGGAAAGAAGCUCUGAUGUGAAGCAGCAGAUCAGAUCCCAGCAGGAAACUGAAGUGAGUCGAGUCAAAGAUGUUCAGGAGAAGCUGGAGCAGGAGAUCACUGAGCUGAAGAGGAAAGACGCUGAGCUGGAGCAGCUCUCACACACAGAGGAUCACACCCAGUUUCUCCUCAACUACCCCUCACUGCCAGCACUCAGUGAGUCUAAAGGCUCAUCCAGCAUCAACAUCCGUCCUCUGAGACACUUUGAGGACGUGACAGCAGCUGUGUCACAGCUUAGAGACAAACUAAAGGACAUCCUGACUGAGGACUGCAGGACCAUCUCUUGCAUCGUCUCUGAUGUGGACGUUUUACUUGCUCAACCAGACGCAAUGAGCCGAGCCGAUUUCUUGAAGUUCUCAGUUUUUGUCUCUCAGGAUCUAAAUACGAUGUAUAGAGAAAUCCUACUCCCCGUGUUGUAUCACAAUACACGGUAUCUGAAGGAGAACCAGAGUCAUCACUUUCAGGUGAUGAGCAAGCUGGGUCUGUUUGGUCGAAAUUACUGGGAGGUUGAGUGGAGAGGAGGUGGAGCUUGUGUUGCUGCAGCAUACAGAAGCGGUACAGUGGCCAAACACGCAUUUGGGUUCAACAAGAUAUCCUGGGCAUUAAACUGCACUCAAACCGGCUACACAUUUUAUCACAACAGUGUUGAAACUCCAGCAUUGGGUCCAGUUUCCUCCAGAGUUGGAGUGUACCUGGAUCACAGUGCAGGUAUUCUGUCUUUUUACAGCGUCUCCGGAACCAUGACUCUCCUCUACAGAGUCUGGACCACAUUCACUCAGGCCAUUUAUCCUGGAUUGAGGUUCCAAAGGUCCAAAGGAGACACCGCUUCGUUUAUUGAGCCACAGUAAUAUCCUGGUGUUGCUUUGUGGGUAUUCCUUUUGGUUCCUUUCAGUUGGGACACCAGUUGUACUAGUAGAGCUGAAAACUUUCUGUUCAGUCUUUUCAGAAGAUUCAUAGCCAACUGCAUGUAAAGUUUAACACUGAAGGUUUAGCAAUAAAGCUCA
Messenger RNA from Gambusia affinis (western mosquitofish), 2297 nucleotides. Its product is annotated as E3 ubiquitin/ISG15 ligase TRIM25-like. The transcript is spliced from 4 exons. Gene Ontology annotation, molecular function: zinc ion binding; protein binding. NCBI's taxonomy places the organism in Eukaryota, Metazoa, Chordata, Actinopteri, Cyprinodontiformes, Poeciliidae. The record is from RefSeq and is a predicted model, not a curated record. The coding region runs from base 444 to 2141 and encodes 565 amino acids.